UGUGUUUGGUUUAGCUUUUAAAACCAACUUCACGGCUACAACCGUAAAAUCUGAACCAAACGGAUUUUUUAGACGCUAGCUUUUCCAAACGCGGCAACUUCCUGUACGUACAAAUCAGGAAGUCUCUCGCAGCGAGUUCGACCCAGCUUCUAGCGCGGUAGCUUCUCAAAACUAGAUGAUAAUUACCCACUGCCAUCGAUAAGUUGUACCGUUUCGUUCCCGAAACAUAACGAAACAGGGCGAAGCCAGACGAUCCGCCCCUAUCGACCAUCUUCUCGAAAGAAAAGUCUGCGGGCGCUAGGGUUGCGCCUCCCAUCGGCCGGCUCGCCGGCGGCGAUUGCCUCGUCUGGGCAUCAGGCCCGACCUUGCCCCGUCUCACUCCAGAGUCCCGAUGACAAUCCACCAAGCAGCCGAUCUCUCAGACGUCUGUCUCCCGACGCAGAUGGACUCAAGCAUGGAAGGUUUGGGAAAACAAGCACUAGAGAGACUUGGACUUCUAGCUGAGCUCGGCGAGCUUGCGCAGCAGCAGCAGGCUGCCAUCCUUGGGAACAUGGGUAACCUCUAUACCGAGCGUUAUUUGCACAAAGACUCGUAUAGAGAGACUCCUGAAACGGGGCUUCAAUGGGUCAUGAGAUGUUUUGGUCGUCCUAGAUAUUUUUACAAGAUGUUCUGCAUGACACCGGAAGUGUUUACGACACUACAUGAUUUGCUUGUCUCUACCUAUGGAUUGAAAUCAACUAACAAUGUGUCAUCGGUCGAGUCACUAGCCAUGUUCUUAUGGAUUGUUGGAGGCCCUCAAGCAUUUGCACAAGCUAAAAACCAAUUUACAAGGUCCCUAUGGACGGUUCACACAAAGUUUAAGGAAGUAUUGUAUUGUUUGCGCAAGUUAGCGAGAGACAACAUCAAACCAAGAGAUCCUACUUUCAGUACAGAGCAUGAAAAGGUUAAGGAAGAUCGUUUUUGGCCUCACUUCAAAGGCGCUAUUGGUGCUAUUGAUGGAUCACAUGUACCAUGUUCAGUUCCUGCAGAGGAUGUGGUUAACCACACAUGUCGCCAUGGUUAUACAUCUCAAAAUGUGCUUGCCAUAUGUGACUUUGACAUGAGGUUUACCUUUGUUGUUGCUGGUUGGCCUGGCUCUGCACAUGACACAAGAAUCCUACAUCAUGCAUUAGCAAAUUUUCCUUCAUUUCCUGUACCUCCUAAAGGAAAAUACUACCUUGUUGACUCGGGUUAUCCAAACCGAAUUGGGUAUCUUGCUCCUUUCAAAGGGAGUACAUACCAUCUACCAGAGUUUCGUCUUCGCCGUGGGCGUGCACUGCAAGGGAAAUAUGAGAUAUUUAAUUUCUUCCAUUUGUCUCUUCGCAAUGUAAUUGAGUGUGCAUUUGGAGUGUGAUGAAGAUGAGGAUUAUCUACCUGGAGCAGCUGCAGCACCACAAACACAAGGGGAUGACCAGCCUGGGGUGGAUAAUGAGAAAUCCAUGAACGACAUUCGAAGUAGGAUCGCCGAUGCUUUGCUUAUGGCGAGAGAGGAAUAGAAUAUCUAUGUUGAUGGUGAACAUUAUUAUUUUCGAACUAUUUGAGGACAUUACUUUAUAUUCAUUUUAUCUAUAUGUAUGGAUUAUUAUGAAAAAAUACAAAUAUUCUCCCGAAAUGGCGAUUUACAU
Lolium perenne is the source of this 1664-nucleotide messenger RNA. RefSeq lists its product as uncharacterized. Lineage: Eukaryota; Viridiplantae; Streptophyta; Magnoliopsida; Poales; Poaceae. The record is from RefSeq and is a predicted model, not a curated record.